AUGCAAAUGGCAAGCAGUGCAGUCUUGAGAACUUAUUUGAGCCAGAAGCCAAGCCAACCUUUUCCAGACUUCUACAGUUACAUGAAUAACAAGUGGCCGCCUAAUGGCGACAAUAUUUGGCGGCUCUACCAACAGGCAGUAUAUUCUUCACUGCAACCCUACAGUUAUUCUAAUGUCUUGCGCUACACUCAAGAGAUUUGGUCUGUUAGAUUUGAACGCGGUGAUACAGCAGCUUUCGAUCACACCUUUGCCGCGACAAGGGCAUAUAGAGACAAGAAAUCCAUGGGCAAGAAAUGCUUCGCUGAUUUCAACAAUGGAAGAAUUGGUGAAAUUGGUGGCAUCUACGCUGUUCCAACAACGAAGUUGAGCAAUGUAUCCCAUGGGUUGACACAAGCAGCGCCUCAAUUGAAGAUGUAUCCGUACUGA
Molecule: messenger RNA, 426 nt
Organism: Cylindrotheca closterium
Lineage: Eukaryota; Bacillariophyta; Bacillariophyceae; Bacillariales; Bacillariaceae
Source: the annotation of a GenBank genome assembly